Megalops cyprinoides (Indo-Pacific tarpon) is the source of this 1914-nucleotide messenger RNA. Its product is annotated as sodium-dependent neutral amino acid transporter B(0)AT1-like. Gene Ontology annotation, biological process: sodium ion transmembrane transport. The transcript is spliced from 12 exons. NCBI's taxonomy places the organism in Eukaryota, Metazoa, Chordata, Actinopteri, Elopiformes, Megalopidae. Bases 1 to 1914 code for a protein of 637 amino acids. The record is from RefSeq and is a predicted model, not a curated record. Gene Ontology annotation, cellular component: membrane.
AUGAAGCUGCAGCUGCCGAACGCCGGCCUGGAGGAUCGGAUUCCGUCUCACCAGGAGCUGGAGAAGAUGGAGCUGGAGGAAGCUGGAGACAGACCAAAAUGGGACAACAAGGCCCAGUACAUGCUGACAUGUGUGGGCUUCUGCGUCGGCCUCGGCAACGUCUGGCGCUUCCCUUACCUGUGCCAGAGCCACGGGGGAGGUGCUUUCAUGAUCCCUUUCCUGAUCCUGCUGGUUCUGGAGGGAAUUCCACUGCUGCAUCUGGAGUUUGCUAUUGGCCAGCGCCUGCGCAAAGGAAGUGUGGGGGUGUGGACAGCCAUACACCCCUAUCUGACCGGUGUGGGUAUUGCAUCCAUGUUGGUCUCCUUCUUGGUUGGUCUGUACUACAACACCAUCAUGGCCUGGGUGAUGUGGUAUUUCUUCAACUCCUUCCAAGACCCACUGCCCUGGAGUGAAUGUCCCAUCAAUGAAAACAGAACAGGUCUGGUGUCAGAAUGCCAGAGGAGCUCCCCAGUAGAUUACUUCUGGUACCGGGAGACCCUGAACACCUCGGCAGCCAUUGGGGAUUCUGGAGGCCUGCAGUGGUGGAUGGUCCUGUGUUUGGUGUGUGCCUGGACCGUGCUUUAUGUCUGCUGUAUCCGUGGAAUAGAGACCACCGGCAAGGCUGUGUAUGUCACUUCCACGCUGCCGUAUUUGGUGCUCACCAUCUUCCUGAUCAGAGGCCUGACUCUCAAAGGCUCUGUGAAUGGCAUUAAGUUUCUCUUCACCCCAGACCUGGAAGAGCUUGCCAAUCCCACCACCUGGUUAAACGCAGGGGCCCAGGUGUUUUAUUCCUUCUCACUGGCUUUUGGGGGUCUCAUCUCCUUCUCCAGCUACAACUCAGUGCACAACAACUGUGAGCAGGAUGCUGUAAUUAUUUCAAUAAUCAACGGCUUCACUUCUGUCUAUGCGGCUACAGUCAUCUACUCCAUCAUUGGCUUCCGUGCCACAGACCGCCUGGAUGCCUGUCUCAGCGGAAACAUCCUUGCACUGCUGAAUGCGUUUGAUCUUCCUGAGGGCAACAUCACAGAGGAAAAUUAUGAGGAAGUUCUCCAAAGCCUCAACAGCACAUCCUCUGAGAUCAUUCAGGGGCUGAACCUGAGGACCUGCGAUCUUAACACUUUUCUCAGUGAGGGGGUUGAGGGAACUGGCCUGGCCUUCAUCGUGUUCACAGAGGCCAUCACCAAAAUGCCCAUCUCCCCUCUCUGGUCCAUCCUCUUCUUCAUCAUGCUGUUUUGUCUGGGGCUCUCCACCAUGUUCGGUAGUAUUGAGGGGGUGAUGGUACCCCUGCAGGAUCUCAAGAUCUUCCCAAAAAAGUGGCCCAAAGAGGCCAUUACAGGUUCCAUUUGUUGCUUCUCACUCCUCAUUGCCCUGAUAUUUGUACAGGCAUCAGGUAACUACUGGCUGGCUCUGUUUGACAACUUUGCUGGUUCCAUCCCCCUGCUGAUCAUUGCAUUCUUUGAGAUGGUGGCUGUGGUGUACCUGUAUGGAAUAGACAGGUUUAACGAGGAUAUCGAGUUCAUGAUCGGACACAAACCCAACAUCUUCUGGCAGUCCACAUGGAGGGUCAUCAGCCCACUCAUAAUGUUGGUCAUCUUCAUCUUCUACUUCGUCACCAAAGUCAGCGAAGAGCUCACCUACAUCGCCUGGAACCCCAGCUAUGAGAACUUCCCUUCACUGGAGAGCCUCCCGUACCCAGACUGGAUCUACAUCAUCAUCUUCCUCCUGGCUGGAGUCCCCAGCAUUAUAAUUCCCUUUGUGGCACUUUUCAAAUUUAUCAGGAACCACUUCUGCAAGAAACAGGACCCUUUUGAAGCAGACACCCUCAGUACCAUCUCUGCUAAAAUUCAAAUGAGUGACACGUCAAUCAGGUCAUAA